Acaulospora colombiana is the source of this 123-nucleotide messenger RNA. NCBI's taxonomy places the organism in Eukaryota, Fungi, Glomeromycota, Glomeromycetes, Diversisporales, Acaulosporaceae. The record is from the annotation of a GenBank genome assembly.
UAGAAUAUAUAGAAAAAUUACUUGAGGAGUAUAAAAUCGAAGGUUUUGAAGUUUUAUAUUCUUCACCGACACUUCCAAAUGUAUUCCCCCUAAAUCGCGUAGCAGAAUCUCAAUGCCCACUCU